AUGGGGUUCUUCGACCUAAACAUUCCGUUCAGCUAUCUGCCACCAGCUGGCGUGAAAGCAACCGUCGUCGAUAACACCUUGCGCGUAAAGCUCGCCAUGAAAGCCAUGGAGCUGGGCUAUGUUGGGAUCGCACACAACCAUUCGAUCAGAGGCGUAAUGACGGACAAGGACCGUUGCACGAUCCCUCUUCUCACCCUUGGAUCUCUCGUCAAGGCCGCUCCGAGGCUAGCUUCCUCCGUCGGAUUCCACCGCGACCUUCUCGGCGUCCCUCGAGCUACUCCGUUUCGGCAGUACACGCGCGUCACGGUCCUUGUGGAGAACGAGGCACAGCGUCUUAGUUUGAAUUCUGGGAAUCAGGUUCUAAAGAGCUACGAUGUUGUUGCAGUCACGCCGUUGAAUCAGAAAACCUUCGAACACGCCUGUACUAAAGCUGAGGUUGAUAUUAUUUCGAUUGAUUUCUCAACUAUGUCAUUCCAUUUGAUACAUGCCACGGUCAACACUGCUAUUAAGCGAGGGAUUUACUUUGAGAUCAAGUACUCUGAUCUCUUAAGCUUAAAGGAUACAGAGAAGAGGAGACAAGUUAUAUCGAAUGCUAAGUUACUGGUGGAUUGGACUAAGGGGAAGAAUCUGAUUAUAUCGAGUGGGGCUCCUUCAGUCACAGAACAUAAAUAUGCUCCUUCAGUUACAGAACUUAGAGGUCCAAACGAUGUUAUAAAUCUCAUGUUCUUGCUUGGAAUCUCUACUGAAAGAGCCAGAGCUGCCAUUUCAAAUAACUGUAGGAAUAUGAUAGCCAAGGUCUUGAAGAAGAAGCGGUUUCACAAAGAAGCUGUCAGGGUUGAAUUAGCUUCUUCUAGUGAAACCUUUAGUCUCGAAAAGCCUCUAUCUGAUGAUCGAACGAAAUGGGAUCCCAUCUCGAGCGGUGAUGGUGACAUGCUUUUGGAUGAUAUCGCAAAGGCCUUUGAUGCCACACGUGCUCCUGCGCGCAAACGCUCUAAGGCGAUUGAUUUCACCUCUGCUCUUGAAAGCUUGCCGUCACAUGGUUUCCGGGUUAAGGAUAUUGUAGGAACUGAACCAUUGACUCAGCCACCUGCGACUAAGACGACUGACGCACCAGUGCACAGUAACAGUCCAGUUUCUGAUGUACGUAUGGCUGAUUCAGCUUCAUCUGACGAUAUAACCAUAAGCCAAACUGACACGCAGAUGUGUGAAGAUGACAGUAAGGUGGUGGAACGUACAACAAUCGUCCCCCUGAGGAAAUGCAGUACCAGCCAAGAACAGGGGAUUUUGGUGCCAAUUCAAGCAGCUGCGUCCUUAACACUGAUGAGAUGUACAAAGUUGGAUGCAGCUUCUGAUGUUAACAUGCAAACCGAGUCGCAUUCAGAAGAUAAAUCACUGUCACCAUCAGAAAGCUGUUUCGGGAUUUCAGAAAGUCCUGCUGAAAACUUAAACAUGGAAAGUAUUGCUGCUGAUAAAGCCUCAAUGGACGAGGACAACAAAGAAGAAGCUCCUACUUGUCAUGCUAGUAAUGAUGCUGAGCCUAGACACGUUACAUCGAUUGAUGAUAAUGAUGAUGAUGAGAUGAAAAUUGAUGCUUCUACGGAGGCAAAUCAGAACGAGGACAUGGAGGUGACAGUGGAAGACGAGAAGCAUGUAACAGGUGACGGUAAUAUUAAUCUUCCUAACUUAUCCUCUGAGACCAACGAGUUGCUAAGAGAAUUAGAUGAUGAAUCUCUCAGUCCAGAGGCGGUGGGACAAGACCAUGACCAAGUAUCAAGGUUAGAGUCCAAUGAGGCAGAGCUCGAGGAAGAGCCAUCGGUUCCAUACGACAACAUCCUUGAAAUAACAAUGGAAGACGAGAAGGAAGGCGAGACCGAAACCGAAACUAAUCAACAAGCCCAUGUCCAGUCCCCCGAAAGAGACAGUGCCACAAACUCAGGUAAGGAGGGAGCUAAGAGGAGAAGAGUUCGAUUAGCGCGACUACAGCCUUUCAAGCCUUUUCUACUUCAAUCACGAUUCAAACGAAUCAGUAAAAGAAGGAAACAUAGAAGAGCUUGA
This is a messenger RNA of Microthlaspi erraticum, 2055 nucleotides long. The record is from the annotation of a GenBank genome assembly. NCBI's taxonomy places the organism in Eukaryota, Viridiplantae, Streptophyta, Magnoliopsida, Brassicales, Brassicaceae.